This is a messenger RNA of Adineta steineri, 573 nucleotides long. NCBI's taxonomy places the organism in Eukaryota, Metazoa, Rotifera, Eurotatoria, Adinetida, Adinetidae. The record is from the annotation of a GenBank genome assembly.
AUGUAUACAGUGAAAAAUACUCGUGAAAAGUAUCUUCAAGAAACUUGUGGAGCAACUGAUGUUGAAUUGAUCUAUAUUGAUUCGAUAAGACAGUUGAGACGAUCAUGUCCUCGAUCCAAUACAAUAGCUAAUUCACAACCAUCUGAAAUACUUGAUUCGUGGUUAUUUCAAGGUAAUUGGGAACAUGCAAAUGACUCAAAGAUUCUUGAUUCACUCUCAAUUACUCAUAUUCUUAAUGUUACCGACAAAGUAUUGCCUGAUCAAUCACGACAAAUACUUCAUAUUCGAAGUAAAGAUGGUCGUUCAGCUGAAUUAUCAGCAGCUUUUCAAGAAACAAAUACAUUUCUCGAUACAUGCCAUCAACAAGGUGGUCGAGUAUUGGUACAUUGUGAACGUGGUGUAUCUCGUUCUUCAACAAUUAUUUUAGCUUUUUUAAUGCAUCAUAAACAAUGGACUGUACCACAAGCGUUUGAAUAUCUAUUAACCAAACGACAUGAAGCAAUACCAAAUUAUGCUUUGAUACUUCAAUUAGUACGUUGUGAACAUGAUUUGACUCAAAUUAAUAAUGAAUAA